AUGGAAGGAGACCAAGCUCUUGGUGAUAUACCACAAACUGUAAAGAUAGUUGAUGAUGUUCUUGCAUACGAUUAUUCUUAUAAGGAUCAUCUAGCCCAUAUUAUUUCUAUCUUGCAAAAUGAUUUGCCUUUUAGGAGAGUAAAGGAAGCACUUACUGCACCCCCUGUACUUGCACAUUUUGAUGCAACUUUGCCAACCAUGUUGCAAACAGAUGCAUCGUUGUCUGGAUGGCCUUGUGUAUCUUCGUGUCAGGGUAUAGCUUCUGCAGCCCAUCUAGUACGGCCACUGAAGGCUAUAUUUUCAGAUACUGGUGUUCCUGUUUUGUUGAAAACUGAUGGAGGACCACAGUUUGCUUCAUCAGCUUUGAGACGUUUUAUAUCUCGCUGGGAAGUAGAACAUCGCAUUACUUCGCCAUAUAAUCCGAAGGCAAAUGGACAUGCAGAAGCAUCAGUGAAAAUUAUCAAGAAGCUGAUUAUGACUACUGCAAAGAAUGGGAACCUGGAUGCGGAUGAAUUUGCCCAUGGAAUGUCUUUUAUUCCAACACAUCGUCGCUCAUUUGCCAAAGAGGGGCAAAAGAAAGCAGAGGAAUGUGAUGUUAAUGCAGAGUUUUUGCGAAGUCAGGCGAAGCAACGAUACGACAGUACUGCCAGAUCCCUUUCUCAUUUGAAAAUGGGUAGUUACGUUGAUGUUCAAGAUCACACCAAAGGACUUUGGAAUCGCCCAGGUGUUGUUGUCGGCAUUGGAUCCAGGCGAGAUUAUCUCAUAAAGAUGGGCAGUGGGCGCAUUUUGUGGAGAAACCGAAAGUUCCUGAGACCACAUCGACCUUUUCUACCAAUAUAUGGAUCAAGCCUUGAUGCAACUAAUACUCCCAGUAAACCAAAGUAUGUGGAAAGGUCACAAGAUAAUUCUACUGCUGAGGUUAUUAGCAAAUCAAUCUUGCCUACACCAGCUCCACGUCGUAGUUUGCGGCAUAGGAAAGAACCUGAUCGUCUACAAAUGGAUUCGAAGCCACCAUAUAGAAAAAUGGAUUUUCUCUAG
Messenger RNA from Macrobrachium nipponense, 1038 nucleotides. RefSeq lists its product as uncharacterized. Gene Ontology annotation, biological process: DNA integration. Bases 1 to 1038 code for a protein of 345 amino acids. The record is from RefSeq and is a predicted model, not a curated record. Gene Ontology annotation, molecular function: nucleic acid binding. The transcript is spliced from 5 exons. Lineage: Eukaryota; Metazoa; Arthropoda; Malacostraca; Decapoda; Palaemonidae.